CAUGUUGUUUAUUUAUUGUGCAAGAACGAGGUGUGGCAGCUUAGCUAGCUGUUUUAGGGGGCGUAUCUCAAGCUAGCUUGCAGAUAGAUCUACACAAGCACUGUAUCCAAUACUGUAGUCAUGGCUGUGAAUCCUUUGGCAGUGACUACUCAGCCCACCUCCCCAAGGAAGGAAGUCGAGGAUAUAGUUAGGGGACUUGAUCCACACACUGUUCUAGAAUGGAGUGAGCAAGAAGUGAUUGAAAAGUAUCUCAAGCCAACUGGAUUUGAAUACUUGUCUAAGGUCUUCACGGAGCAGCAUGUCACUGGAGCUGUACUGCUGGUGCUGGAGGAGAGACAUCUCAAGGAAAUGCAAAUGGUGGUUGUUGGCGAGAGGGUAAAGUUUCUCGAGUACUUGCGCCUGCUUAAAAAACACAGGAAGGAUGCAGACAGAAGCAAGGCUCUGUGGACUGCCACCACUCCUGUCACCAACUGUGCCUACCACGACAAGUGUGGAGGAUUCUGCUUCCAUCUUUGCUGCCCGUGCUGUGUGCCUACCACUGAGUGGCGUGUGACUGGACAGGGCAUUCGCUGGCGUAAGAAUCCACCAGCCAUUGACUGUUGUGGAGAAGUGGAGACUCAACUGAUUGACUUCAGGUUCCUCAAGGAUUUGGAGUUCCGCAAAGAUCCUAAGUUUCUCUGCUGCUGCCUUGGUUCUAAGUUGCUACUCUAUGCUGAUGACAAAGACACUGUUCAUGGGACCCGUCAAUCCACUGGGAACAUUGGAAACGCUGACCCUGUUAGCGCUCCAAUCUCCAUCUUCCAUCCUGACUCUGCUCGUGCUGAGAGCAUCAUCAGGAAUGCCUGGGCUGACACCGACCUUGUAGCUGACUAAAACUCUUGUAUAUACUUACUACUGCACUGAGUUGAGUACAUUAAAAAAAGUUAGUGUGAUGAAACAUAAUUAUAUUUAUGCAAGUUUUUUUGAUAAAAGUUGUCAAGCCCAAGAA
Molecule: messenger RNA, 988 nt
Organism: Halichondria panicea
Lineage: Eukaryota; Metazoa; Porifera; Demospongiae; Suberitida; Halichondriidae
Exons: 5
Coding region: 121-873 (250 amino acids)
Molecular function (GO): protein binding
Source: RefSeq, a predicted model, not a curated record